Molecule: messenger RNA, 1396 nt
Organism: Cryptomeria japonica (Japanese cedar)
Lineage: Eukaryota; Viridiplantae; Streptophyta; Pinopsida; Cupressales; Cupressaceae
Product: mannan endo-1,4-beta-mannosidase 2-like
Exons: 2
Coding region: 701-1396 (231 amino acids)
Molecular function (GO): hydrolase activity, hydrolyzing O-glycosyl compounds
Source: RefSeq, a predicted model, not a curated record
UCGUUGUUUGAAAGCAUAAGACUAUAAAAUUCAUUUGUAAUCUCUGGUCUUGCUUUACGGUGAUAAAAUUUAUGACUGAUAAGAUGAUGCGCCUGGUCAUCUGAUUCCGAAUAGAUUUUCUAUGAGUUGGCAGCUCAAUUUAAAUAGCUAAUGAACAGUCAGAAAUAUGUGGGACGAGCCCAUAUGCGAAAAUUUAUCCGAGAGUGAAAGCAAAGUGAAAUGAGGUGAUGUGAGAGCAAACGAGUGGAUUCGUACCAACUACUUCAGUUGCUGGGAUGGCGGAAAUGCCUCUGACCAUGACCCAGUUGGUAGAAAUAUUGUAGCACCACUACCUUAGAAACUACUCUCUAAGGGACCCAUACAAAAGCCUGUAUGAAGCAACUUGAUAUCAGAGAUCACAGACACUGUUAAUGUGUAUUUUAGCAUCACAAUAAUACAAGCAUUUUUGUUUUUUUAUUGGGCUCAUAAGAAUUUUGGGUAGGUUGAUAAGACUGUAUCGUGCAUUUCUACUAGUAUGAUGCCAAGAAGCUUAAAGAAAUAUGUUGGGCUAAAGGCUUUGUCUUUGCCAAUACAAACAAAUUUUUAAGGAAAAUAUUAAACCCAAAUUAUUGAGAUGUGGGCGUAGCUUUUUGAAAGUUAUGAUUGAUGCACUUGAUUUAAAAUCUUGAUUGCCCCAUGAAACUGAUUCUGAGAAUGGACAAUGCAGUUUACGAGGAAUCAAAAUAACUUUGGUUGGGAAAACAAAGUGGUGAACCGAGCACACAAGUGCAAGGCAGGGCAAGCAGGGCUGCAUGCCUAUCAGCUUAAAAUGUGGGGUGGCACUGGUGUCUAUACUAUACUUGGUGUUGCUUCCUUCAUUCUUUUUUUGUACAGUUCCUUCGGGGAUGUCUUCCACAUGCUCAGGUUUACACAGCCCAGCAUGAGCUUUGUUCAAAGGAACGGAUCUCAGUUUAUGGUGGAUGGCAGGCCCCUGUAUGUGAACGGAUGGAAUUCAUAUUGGCUCAUGACCGACAGUGUUGAUUAUUCCACAAGGCCCAGAGUUAGGGCCAUGCUUAGAGCAGGUGCACAAAUGGGUCUCACUGUGUGUAGAACAUGGGCUUUCAAUGAUGGAGGGUAUAAUGCUCUUCAGCUAUACCCAGGAAAGUUUGAUGAGAGUGUUUUUAAGGCAUUGGACUAUGUAAUUGUAGAAGCAAGGCGCCAUGGAGUAAGAAUAAUUUUCAGCCUUGUUAAUAAUCUGAAUGCCUAUGGUGGAAAGGGCCAGUAUGUUCAAUGGGCUCGUGAUGCUGGAGUGGAUGUUGGUUUCUCGAAUGAUUCUUUCUUCUCUGAUCCUACAAUUCGAGACUACUACAAGAACUAUGUUAAGGUAAUGAUACUGUUUUGGACUUUUUUUUUAUGA